UUGUGGUUGGAGUUGUUUUGGUUUACAGCUGAAGAUAAGGUUAUCAUUAUGGCAUUACUUCGCAGGAAGCUAAAAUUCAACGCAAUGCACAAAGUCUGAAGAGGUCAUGAUGGAACUGACACUAAUCAACAAAGAAGGCCAAAUUCAGUCGCCCUCCAUUCUACUGAGAAGUCACUCCACUCAAGAUUCACGCUAUUUUUCUUUCCCGGAUCAAGAUUAAAGUCUUAGAGGCUUGUGGGAUUCAUAAGAACUUCUACUGCCUCGCUGGUCUCAUGGCCUAACCUCACCAUCAUCUGAGAUUUACGGUGAUCCCAUCCUGAUAGCAAAGACUAAACACCCAUUCUGGACUGAGUCACCCACACUUGAGAUAUUGAUGGCUUCCAGGGAUUCUCCCCCAAGCUACAACCAACAUCGGACGGCCUAUGUAAGGUCGUUGUCGGACAGCUCGGAGAGUGACACGGGCUUAAAAGCUACGUCAGAGCUGUAUAUAUUUGAAAGCGACACACAAAACUUCAUCCUGAGGUCUGACGCACAGACUAAACCCUUACGAUGGACGUCACCCACUGAGGAUAAAGAACAUGAUCAUUGCGUUCCCUUGUGUGAUUCAGCCAAGAGCGUGACACAUGUUCAAGAAUGGCCUACACCGGACUCUGAGUCAGACAUGACAGGACUUAAGCCACCCGCUGAGGUUAACAAUGUCACCCCACAAGGGCCGAGGAGCGUCAGUCCUGCAGAGCUGUGGGCGGAUGCAUGCCAGUUUUUUGCUGGCGAGGAUCCAGAUAAGAUGGAUGUUUUGCCUUCUUCCGUGAGCCACUUAACCCUGGAAGAGACACGGGUAUCAGGUUACGGAUUUCAUGACGGCAUUGACUGGACCACAGAUUGGGCUCCACCGGUGGAGAGGUGGUCCUCAGUGGAGAGCUGGGCCAGCGCUCUGUCAGACUGGAGUGUCAUUGUCUCUAACCCACCCAAGGACCACACUACCGCCUUCUCUGAGUUCGGAGCUGAGAUAGACGCCCUGACCGAAGCGCUAGCGGACAUAAAUCCGUGCGCUGAUACAAAAAGAACAGGGGUGGAUCAAUCCAAGAUGGGAGUCCAAGAUCAGGUGGUGGAAAAAAACACCCAGGAGGAAUCGGGGCAGGGAUGUGUCGCAUUUCUACCGGAAAAUGAUUCAACAGAUCACGAUCAAAAGAAAACAGAAGGCAACUCUACCUGGACUUCCUUAUCUAAAGAUGUGGACCUUAUUGACUUUGUCCAGUUCUUUGAGGAAGACUUUGACAACCACAAUGAAGAAAUCAUACUAAAGAUAGUGGAGGAUGCAGAUGUGAUGGAACAACCUACACCUCCUGAGAUAACAAACAAAGAGCUGUCUGGACAUGAAGAGUUUAACGUGACAGAGGACCAAAGUGUCCCUCGGGAUCAGUGCGCCAAUGCAAGCGACGGUUCAGCCGAGGUUGACCGUAAUGGACUCGAAGCGUCAGCAGAUCCCACGCUGAUGAACCCUUAUGUGUCAGGUGUGCCGGGCCUGGAAUUUAACAUGUUGACCGACACUCUAAUGGACCUUGACGGAGUGCGCCAGAUGGUGCCGCAGGGGGGGUGUCCUAAGUUUAUUGUGCCCGUAGCUCCUCUAGAAAUCAGCUCCAGCUUGGAGUGUCGCAGAAGCAGCUUGGAAGGCGAUCAAAAUAAAAGGGCAUUCAAUGACACUCACCCGCGAGCGUGGAGUCUUUGGACAGUUUGUGAUGAGACCACCAAAGGAGACAACGAAGUGAGAACCACCGAGGAGAUGACUGCGCUCUGUAGGAGACUUUCAACCACAACUGUUAUUUCGGAGAAGAACCGAGGUGCAAGUACUUUUCCGGACAAUCCCAUCACUGGGAAAGUAAAUCAGAAAAUAGCAGCGAAGACGCCUCACAAAAAUGUCAAGACCUCAUUGGAGAGCAAAUCUCGCUCCAAGAAAUCCACCGCCCACCAUCACGGUAGUUCUGCUUCUAAUAUAAUAAAUUUGCCUCAUCUUCCAACUCAAACAGCCUCCAAACAAAAAGAAACAGGAGAAAAUCAGCCUCUUGCGGUUGCCGAGGAGAAAACCGGAAGCAUUGGUGGAGAAAAGUCAAAGCCACAUGGCAAGAAAAAAAAGAAACACAACCAUAAUACGACAGCGGCGAAGAUCGCAGCCGAGCCUGUGGUCGAAACGGACAAUAGCACAAAGGCUAAAUGUGCUAAAGGAAGGAUUGAAACAUUUGAGGCGAAACUCAGCGCCAAACCUACCAAAACCCACAGGGAGACAUCGGACAGUGUUGAGAAAAAGCAUCCAGAUCCAGACAGGCAUCACACCAAAAACAGCCGGCUAAAUGAAGAUAUCAAUAAAAAGCGACGCCUGUCUGAGGAUAAGUUUGGAAAGUUUUUGGAAACAAAGACAACAAAGCCGGGUGUCUCCUUUCAGUUGAAGACUGUGGACGUUGCAAAGGCGGAUGUUGGAGUGCCUCGUAAAAAGGCGCACCCUGAAGUGGACAAACACAAAACAAGCACACCCAAGGAAGAGCCCAAGGUGGUGCAGACCAUCCAGGCGGCGUCUGUGAGCGGCGACCCUCAAAGUCUCAGUCUUUGGUGUCAGUUCUCAGCCAUCUCGAGCGACCGUGUUAUCACCUGGAGGAGAGAGGGCGCUCUGCUGGCAGAGGUGAAGCAAAGUGCAGGGGACGAGAGUCGAGCAUGUGUCACCAUCUCCAAGGCCUCCCACAAAGACCUGGGAAAGUACCAGUGUUGUCUCAGCAGCUCAAAUGGCUCCAUCACACUGGACUACGUACUCACUUAUGAAGUGCUUUGUGAGAUUGUCAUCCCAGCGUCUCCAACAACCAUCUCAUCUGCAUCUGGUGAGACGGGUGCCGAGGAGGAAGACGUCCAGUGCUCCAGGCUGCUGUUCAAAGAGGACUUCCUGUCAGAGCAGUACUUUGGGGAGAACCACCCCGUCAGCAUCGUCACAGAGAAGGCACACUUCGGUGAAGGGAUGCACCGUCGGGCUUUUCGGACCAAGCUGCACAAGGGUCAGGUGCCGCUCUUCCUGUCGGGACACUCGUGCGUCCUCAAAGUGCACAAUGCCGUCAGUUAUGGGACCAAGAACAAUGAAGAACUCGUUCAGAGGAACUUCAGCUUGGCUGUGGAGGAGUGUCAUGUUCAAAACACCGCCAGGGAGUACAUCAAGGAGUACAUGGUCGCCGCCAAGUCUGUGGAAGCCUUCGGUGAAGUUCCAGAGAUCAUUCCCAUCUACCUGGUUCACCGCCCGUCCAGCAACGUCCCGUAUGCCACACUGGAGGAGGAGCUGAUCGGCGAUUUUGUCAAGUACUCGGUGAAGGACGGCAAAGAGAUCAACCUGAUGAGGCGGGACUCUGAGGCGGGACGCAAGUGCUGUGCCUUCCAGCAUUGGGUAUACCAAAGGACGGACGGAAACCUGCUGGUCACUGACAUGCAAGGCGUUGGCAUGAAGCUUACCGACGUAGGAAUCGCAACAUGUAAGAAAGGCUAUAAGGGCUUUAAAGGAAACUGCUCCACCUCCUUCAUUGACCAGUUUAAAGUCUUGCACCAGUGUAACUCCUACUGUGAGAUCCUGGGCCUCACGUCUUUGCAGCCUAAACCGGCGAAAAAACCUUCUUGUGCUCCGAAAAACAAACCUCAACCUCCUGGAGGAGCCAAAAAAAAAACAUUUGGGCCAACGCUGAAAGCAAAGUCCUAACAGGAGGCUAACAGGAGUGUUAAACUGUGAUGUCUUAGCUGGCUUUUUUUUUUUUUUUUUUUUUUUUACUUUUAGUGAUGUUUUCAGGCUGUUAAGUUCAUUAAAUUCAAGAAAUUUGUUAAUUAACUUAUUGUUUGUGAAAAAUGGAGGACAUAUUGUUGUUUGCUAAUUUAGUGUGGGUGGUUUACUUGUACACAUUUAUAAAAAAAAAAACAGUUGCUUGUAAUUUCAUGUAAAGGACAAUCUGCUAUAUGGAAAUAUGAUGUCCCCCGCCCCAUUCCUCAACACACACUGAAGUGUCUCUGCAUUGUUGAGGCUUUGUUGUUGUUCAAGGACACUUUUGACAAAGAAAGACAAGGCCGAAUACAGAAGUGAUGUUCCACCAUUUUGGGUGCCUCAUUUUUGACAGUCCAUUCACACUGCAAGGAACUUUGAACUUGAAGUCAAACAUAACAUCUUUGUUUUGGGGAACAAAUGUACUGAGUAUUAAGGGUUACAAAGAGAAUAUCCACUUAUUGUUUUUAUUUGCAUUUCUGUUUUAGACCAGAGUCACCAACCUUUUUGAAAACCUAGAGUUACUUCCUGGGUCCUGAUGAAUGCAAAGGGGCUACCAGUUUGAUACACGCCUCUGUAAUAGCCAAUUGUUAGCACAGCAACGUAACAUCCAGUACACUAAAUAUGUGUUUUUCAACCUUUUUUGAACCACGGCACGUUUUUUUUUUACUUUGGAAAACUCUUGCGCCACACCACGAACCACCUCAAAUGCAUCACUAAGUCUACUGGAGGAACGAGGCAAUCAGCUACGUGUUGCCACACGGACGAGUAUUCCAUUGCUCUGCCGGUCUUUACACUACGGACACUCGACAAUGACAUAUUUUCAGAAAGUGAUUAAUAAAUGUUAUUUUUAUGAUAAUAAUUAGAUAAUAAUUAGGGUUAGAGGCACACCUAGUGUACCGCGGCACAGUGGUUGAAAAAUCAAAACACUAAACAGACUGAACUAGCAUGCUAACAAUAUCCAUUAGUAGUAAUGGCUAACUUAGCUCAGCAGUUAGCCACCAGCUCGGCGGCUGAAUCACAACACACGCCAAUAUCACGGUGCAACCAGCAUAUAGCGUUGAAUUAAUUAUAUAAGUUAUAUAAUUCUAUAAUUAUUAUAGAAAUAAUUGGGGUUACUCACGUUUAUAAACCGAUAUUGUUAGUUGGACAUCAAAUGUUACGACAACUCUGAAACCUGCUCCGCUGCCCUGGUGCUUUGAGGUGUAAAUGGAGGCUGCGUUUAAUCAUGUUCACUUAAAGCAACUAAGCAACUAAAGAGAACAGACACUAGUAAACCAGUCCUUUGGACAAAUGUUUAAAUUAUUUAAAAAUACAUUGCCCUUUUCCAGUUUACAUGUAAUUGUGUUUUAACAACAACGGGAAAAAUUAGAUGCAGCUCACAGGUUGUUGUGAUGUUCGGGGUGUCAGUGAAAGCAUCUCGCAAUCUGUUUAGUGAGGAAGUGUUGCGAUGAUGAACGGACGAGAGACGUGUUUGUUUUACAGUUCAUUCAUUCAUUCAUUCAUUCAUUCAUUCAUUCAUUUUCUACCGCUUAUCCAAACGAGGGUUUUCCCAAAAGAUUAUUAGAUUUUUUUACAUAUUUGACUUCACCAUAAUGUUAUUUUUUUCCAAUUUGCAAGACAAGAAGACCAAAAUGUUGCCAGGUUAGUUUGGGUGUUUCAGGAAGUAUUGUAUUUGACCCAAAUAUCAGACCGACCCACCCAAAAAAACCAAAAAGGUUUUCUUUGGGUCAUGAGAUUUACACACGCUAAUCUAAAGGUGCUGCCAAUUGAACUUCAGGGAUUUUCUUCCAGUCACUCACAAACAGGUUAUUUUACUGAUAUUGAAAAAUACCAUACAUUACUUUUGGCUGAAAAGAUAUUUUUCCAAAAACAGGUCGUGAAAAAGAGGGUGUCGUCUUAUUGUCAGUGUCAGCUUACAUUGGUGUCAAUAUGCUGUAUGACAGAUUUGAGUCCAUAUUAAUUAAAAUAAGCAAAUU
This is a messenger RNA of Doryrhamphus excisus (bluestripe pipefish), 5754 nucleotides long. RefSeq names its product alpha-kinase 2 (gene alpk2). The record is from RefSeq and is a predicted model, not a curated record. Gene Ontology annotation, molecular function: ATP binding; protein serine/threonine kinase activity. Lineage: Eukaryota; Metazoa; Chordata; Actinopteri; Syngnathiformes; Syngnathidae. Gene Ontology annotation, biological process: protein phosphorylation.